GCUCUCCUCAAAGUCGCGGUCCCCGCGCCCCGGACGUCCCGCUGGCCGCGGUGAGAGGCGGGGUGCCCGCUUGAGUUCGUGCUUCUGAGAAAUGUCUACCAAUGAGACAGAAGCCCCUGCCAACACCCAGGUGGCAGCUGAAGAACCGGUACAGCAGCCCAGCGUGGUGGACCGAGUGGCCAACAUGCCCCUCAUCAGCUCCACCUGCAGCAUGGUAUCGGCAGCCUACACCUCCACCAAGGAGAGCCACCCCCACGUCAAGACCGUCUGUGAUGUGGCAGAGAAAGGUGUGAAGACCCUCACAGCGGCUGCCGUCAGUGGGGCCCAGCCCAUCUUAUCCAAAUUGGAGCCCCAGAUCACAUCAGCCAGCGGAUAUGCCCAUAGGGGGCUGGAUAAGCUGGAGGAGAACCUGCCCAUCCUACAGCAGCAGACGGAGAAGGUCCUGGCGGAUACCAAGGAACUCGUGUCAUCCAAGGUGUCAGGGGCCCGAGAAGCUGUAUCCAACAGGGUGUCCAACGCCAAGGACACAGUGGCCACCCGAGUGACAGAGGCAGUAGACGUGACCCGGGGAGCUGUUCAGAGCGGCAUGGACAUGACCAAGUCCGUGGUGACCAGCAGUGUCCACUCAGUCAUGGGGUCCCGUGUGGGCCAGAUGGUGCUGAGCGGGGUGGACACAGUAUUGGGCAAGUCGGAGGAAUGGGUGGACAACCACCUGCCUAUGACAGACUCUGAGCUGGCCCACCUCGCCACACCUGUAGAAGGCUUCGACAUCGCCUCAGUGCAGCAGCAGCGGCAGGAACAGAGCUACUUCGUGCGUCUGGGCUCACUGUCGGAGCGGCUGCGCCAGCAGGCCUACAAGCACUCACUGUGCAAACUGCAGCACACCAGGCAGAGGGCCCAGGAGGCCCUGCUGCAGCUGGCGCAGGCACUCAGCCUGAUGGAAACUGUCAAGCAGGGAGUUGAUCAGAAGUUGGUGGAAGGUCAGGAGAAACUACACCAGAUGUGGCUCAACUGGAACCAGAAGCAGCUCCAGGGCACGGAGGGGCACCCAGAGAAGCCAGAGCAGGUUGAGUCCCAGACGCUCACCAUGUUCCGUGACAUUGCCCAGCAGCUGCAGGCCACCUGUACUUCGUUGGGGUCCAGCAUCCAGGGGCUGCCCACCCAUGUGAAGGACCAGGUGCAGCAGGCUCGCCGCCAGGUGGAAGACCUUCAAGCCACCUUUUCUGGCAUUCAUUCCUUCCAGGACCUGUCCAGCAGCAUCCUGACGCAGAGCCGCGAGCGAGUUGCCAAGGCCCGGGAGGCCCUUGACCACAUUGUCGAGUAUGUGGCCCAGAACACACCAAUCACUUGGGUGGUGGGACCCUUCGCCCCCGGAGUUACUGAGAAAGCCCCAGAAGAGAAGAAGUAGGAUAGACAGAAAGAGGCUUGGGGUCUCAGUCCCUCCCUGAGGGGCCAGAAAGGAGCCCUGGACCCCUUGCACCCCAGCUCAUCUUAGCUACUGCCUUGGGAAACUGGGGUCCUCCAAACAGACCAGUCCCUCCUCCUCUCUGAGCCUGGAGGAAGCAUGUUCUGAACCUUACUUCAUCAGUUAUUAAUGUGAGGUUUGUGGAAAUUUUUUUUCUAGAAGGUUUUAAAAAAAUUGUUUUAAAGAAGUUUCCAAAAACUUAUUUUCUUUCUUAAAAACUACAUCAAGGGCCACAAACAUCAGUGUUUAGGUACCAGACUUGGACUUCUGGUCUGUGAAGUGGGCCUCCUGCAGCAGGUUGGAGGUGGAGCUACCUAGGUGCAUUCUAGAGCAGAAGGGGGCUGAGGUCUGCCUGGCAAGCCGUAGGUGCCUGGAGCUUCAGUGUUGCCUUAAUAAAUUUUAUCUGCAGCUAA
Molecule: messenger RNA, 1878 nt
Organism: Miniopterus natalensis
Lineage: Eukaryota; Metazoa; Chordata; Mammalia; Chiroptera; Miniopteridae
Gene: PLIN3
Product: perilipin 3
Biological process (GO): positive regulation of triglyceride storage; lipid storage
Cellular component (GO): lipid droplet; cytosol
Source: RefSeq, a predicted model, not a curated record